Penicillium verhagenii is the source of this 1569-nucleotide messenger RNA. Its product is annotated as carboxylesterase/lipase family protein. The record is from RefSeq and is a predicted model, not a curated record. The coding region runs from base 1 to 1569 and encodes 522 amino acids. The transcript has a single exon. NCBI's taxonomy places the organism in Eukaryota, Fungi, Ascomycota, Eurotiomycetes, Eurotiales, Aspergillaceae.
AUGCGUAGCAACACUCUCUCUCUUGCCAUGGGACUGGCGCCCGUCGCCUCUGCCGCUCUCUAUGAUACUGUCAUCGAAACCAAGUAUGGUUCCGUUCAGGGUUAUCCUGCUUUCAACAGCACCAACACUGGCAACUUGACAAACUGGAAGGACAUUACGGUCUGGAAGGGAAUCCCCUUUGCUGCCACCACCGGUGGUGAGAAUCGCUGGAAGGCCCCUCAAACCGCUAGUGCCUGGAACUCGACUUUGAAAGCCCAGACCUGGGGACCUGUCUGUCCUUCCGCUACCAGUGGCAACAAUGACUAUACCAUCGAUGAGGACUGCUUGAACCUCAACAUCUGGUCUCCGGCCAAGAAAACCGAUGCUAAGCUCCCGGUCGUCAUGUGGAGCUACCCGGCCGAGUCGACUGCUGCCGACGCUCUCUUUGACGGUGGUGGUAUGGCCGACAAGGGCAUCGUCUUCGUCAACUACAACUACCGUACCGGACCCUUUGGCUGGCUGGCUCACUCCGAGCUCUCGGAAGAGUUUGAGAAGGUGACUGGAUCCAACAGCUCUGGCAAUUGGGGUAUGCUGGAUCAAUUCGCUGCUCUGAAGUGGAUCCAUGCCAACAUUGCCGACUUUGGCGGUGAUCCCGACCACAUCACGGUGCAGGGCCAGUCUGCCGGCUCUGCUGCAACUCAGCACAUCCUGUACAGCGAGCUCACCAAGGACCUGAUUGUCGGGGCUAUCAUUGAAAGUGGUGUUCGCGAUCCUCACGAUCCUCUCUGCACCAGCCUCGCCGAGGGAUACACAACCCUGGAUACCGCUCUCGAAGCAGGCGCCACUUUCCUCUCCAGCUUAAACGUCUCUAGCAUUGCCGCAGCCCGUGAGCUGUCAAUGGAGGAACUGAUUGACGGCGCUGGCCGAUCCACGUUUGAAGCUGUCCUUGACUACUACGCCAUGCCAGAUACCUACCUCAACAUCUUGAAGAAAGGACUGGCCCACGACGUGCCCGUGAUUACCGGAAACAACAAAGACGAGAACGGCGCCACAUACGGUCUCGAGCUGACUCUCGAAGAGUACUACGAGGACGUAAACGAGACUUACAGCGGCGUCUGGGUUGAGCGAUUCCUCGAGCUGUACCCGGCCAACAGCUCCGUCAACGCCCCGGGUGCUUACAACUCCAUGUUCACCGAUCGCUCCAAGGUCGGCACUUGGUUCUGGUCCCAGCUCUGGUACGAGGCCAAGAGCUCCAAGGUCUGGAACUAUAUCUGGGACCAUGCGCCCCCGGGUCAGGACCAGGGUGCUUACCACGAAUCUGAGAUCAACUACGUCUUGAACAAUCUCUACGGCACUGAUAAGCCCUGGACUGCGGAGGAUUACAAGAUUGCGCAUCGGAUGAAUGACUACUGGGCUAAUUUCAUCAAGACCGGCAACCCCAAUGGCGAAGAUACAGUCGUUCAGUGGCCGGCCGUUGAUACUAAGAGACUUGUCCAGCACGUCGGUGACGGCUGGGGUCAGAUUCCUAUUGCUUGGAGCAAGAAGGUCGCUCUCUAUAAGGAGUGGUUCGCAAGUUUGGUUGCCUACUAG